AUGCAAGCAUACGUUUAUUACAGAUUUUCUAACCUUAAUAGUCGUCAAAUUUAACGCUUAAUAUCUCGGUUCGGAGAGCAGAGCGACACUUUUUAUUGCCAGAUUCGUUUGUUUCGUGCAAAAACGCAUCGAAUGAGAGUAUUUUUAUCAACAUUUGAACUGAGCAGGAUAUUCUAUACACAACUGUCGAUAGCUAGAUCGUUGCCGAGCCGCGAUUGUGUUGCCGUUUAUGUCAUAGGCGUAGGUAACAAUAAUGAACAAAUUAAACGUAUCAUCGAACGUUGAUUUGGACGAUCCAAGAUUUCGUAUCAGACCGUAUCAACAAAUCGUGGCUUCUUGCACUGGUGCAUUUAUUACAUCGGUGUUUGUGACUCCAUUGGAUGUGGUAAAAAUACGUCUUCAAACACAACAGAAAGCGAUGCUUUCAAAUAAAUGUUUUUUAUAUUGCAAUGGUUUAAUGGAUCAUUUAUGUCCUUGUACCAAUGGUAAAAUGCCUGACUGGAUGAAAAGAAAUAGAAAAUUUAAUGGAACAUUUGAUGCUUUAUUAAAAAUAAGUGAAACAGAAGGUAUAGCAUCAUUAUGGAGUGGCUUGAGUCCUACUCUUGUUCUAGCUAUACCUGCAACUGUAAUUUAUUUUGUUUCAUAUGAACAAUUAAGAUUAUAUUUGAAGGAUACAUAUAAUAGAGAAUUUAAAAAAAAGGGAACCAACAUGGAACAACCUUUCUGGAUUCCUAUAUUAGCUGGUGGCAUAGCACGAAUUUGGGCUGCAACAUUGGUGAGUCCAUUGGAGUUGAUAAGAACAAAAAUGCAAUCACAGAAACUAAGUUAUGCAGAAAUAACACAGACAUUAAAAAUAGUUGUGAGAUAUAGCGGUAUUUCUGGCUUGUGGAUGGGAUUGAGUUCAACUCUUCUUCGUGAUGUUCCUUUUAGCGCUAUAUAUUGGUUAAAUUAUGAAACUAUAAAGAGAUUGUAUAGCUCACAGCAAACUUUUACUUUUAAUUUAGCAGCAGGAGCUGUAGCUGGAUCUAUAGCAGCGUUUUUCACUAUUCCCUUUGAUGUAGUAAAAACACAUAGACAAAUUGAAAUGGGCGAAAGAGAAAUUUAUUCAGAUAAACCUAUUCGCAGCAGUACUACAUGGACUAUAAUACAAAGGAUCUAUUAUCAGAAUGGAUUGAAAGGUUUAUUCACAGGACUAAUACCACGUUUGGUGAAAGUGGCCCCAGCCUGUGCAAUUAUGAUUGCGACUUUCGAACAUGGCAAGCGUUUCUUUCAAUCAUAUAAUGCUAAAAAAGCUAUUGAAUUUGAAAUUGGACAUGAUAUACAUUUAUUGCAACAUAAACCUAAUAGUACAAAAUGAUGAAAAGUACAAAUGAAAGAAAAAUUAUAUGCUAAAUA
Molecule: messenger RNA, 1395 nt
Organism: Cyphomyrmex costatus
Lineage: Eukaryota; Metazoa; Arthropoda; Insecta; Hymenoptera; Formicidae
Product: solute carrier family 25 member 40
Exons: 7
Coding region: 254-1357 (367 amino acids)
Biological process (GO): mitochondrial transmembrane transport
Cellular component (GO): mitochondrion
Source: RefSeq, a predicted model, not a curated record